AUGGGGAGGUGGAGGGAAGGUGUUUGGCUUUGGGAGUUUAAUUGGCUGAGACAAUUACUUCAAAGGGAAACUGAAAGUGUUAAUGAACUUUUGCAGCUGAUUUCGUGCUUUUCUCCUGCAACUGUGAGAUGUGAUGAGUGGUGUUGGACUAAGGAUGGUUCUGGAAUUUAUUCUGCAUGUUUUGCAUAUGAAUUUUUGCAGGGUAGGGUCGAAUCCUUAGCAGUGGACGAAAGGGUGUUUACCAAACUGUGGGCAACAAAAGCUCCUUCCAAUGCGCUGGCUCUUUCAUGGAAGAUUUUGAAUAACAGGAUUCCAACCAAGGUGGAACUAGCAAGGCGUAACGCUUUACCAGGAGGAUUGAAUACAGCCUGUGUCUUGUGUGCUGACAGUGAGGAAUCUAUUGCUCAUUUAUUUCUGUCUUGCAAUAUAUCUUGGAGGAUUUGGAUGCAAGUUUAUAAGUGGUUGGGCAUGUCAAUGGUUCUCACUAAUUCUGUAAGUCAACACUUUCUACAUCAUGUGAUUCUGGGUAUUAAUGGUAGAGGAAGUAAGGCUGCCUCACUUAUUUGGGUAGCCACUGUUGGUGUCAUUUGGAAUUUAAGAAAUGGUGUGGUUUUUAGAGGGGUUUCAGUAGACACCGCAAGAAUCCUAGACAGUAUUCAAUUCAGAACCUGGUUGUGGCUCAAGGCGAACAAUUCAUCAUUUGGGGUGUCAGUUUAUGAGUGGAUUGAAAACCCAAGAGUCAUGUUUAUUGCAAGGAGAGAUGUUAUUGGAAUUGUUAAUUUACUCUUCGUGGGGGCAGCUAGCUUGGUGAUCCCUGUCAGUACUUUGGCGUGGAACUUCUUUCAUUCUUUGUGGAGCUAUUUGAUUUUAUACUACCAUUUGGAAUUUUGCUGCAUUGUGUCAUGA
Lotus japonicus is the source of this 906-nucleotide messenger RNA. RefSeq lists its product as uncharacterized. The coding region runs from base 1 to 906 and encodes 301 amino acids. The transcript is spliced from 2 exons. NCBI's taxonomy places the organism in Eukaryota, Viridiplantae, Streptophyta, Magnoliopsida, Fabales, Fabaceae. The record is from RefSeq and is a predicted model, not a curated record.